This is a messenger RNA of Sparassis crispa, 204 nucleotides long. RefSeq lists its product as hypothetical. The coding region runs from base 1 to 204 and encodes 67 amino acids. The record is from RefSeq and is a predicted model, not a curated record. The transcript is spliced from 2 exons. Lineage: Eukaryota; Fungi; Basidiomycota; Agaricomycetes; Polyporales; Sparassidaceae.
AUGGAGGCCUGGUGGUACAAACUUGGUGAUCCCUGGGAGAAGGUGUACACCGUCUCUGAGUCUACACUGGUGCAGCUUGAACAGCUGCAUGUUCACGUCGUGAACCUCACUAGUUGGUUGCACGAGAGGACAGAUCAGAACCUGGAUGUGGUGCUGGAAGAGCUGCAGGAGGCGACGCGGCAGCUGCGUGAGUUAGGAAUGUAA